CUUUUGCGGCCCUUUUUCCUCUUUGCGCUGGGCGCUUACCGGUUGCGCGCCUCUUUUUCUUGACUGCCUCCCAGUUCUAGAUUAGCCGUCGCCAUGGGUUUUGGAGACUUGAAAAGCCCCUCUGGCCUCCAGGUGCUCAACGACUACUUGGCGGACAAGAGUUACAUAGAGGGGUAUGUGCCAUCACAAGCAGAUGUGGCAGUAUUUGAAGCCGUCUCCGGCCCACCACCUGCCGACUUGUGUCAUGCCCUCCGUUGGUAUAAUCACAUCAAAUCUUAUGAGAAGGAAAAGGCCAGCCUGCCAGGAGUGAAGAAAGCUUUGGGCAAGUAUGGCCCUGCUAAUGUGGAAGACACCACAGAAAGUGGAGCUACAGAUAGUAAAGAUGAUGAUGACAUUGAUCUCUUUGGAUCUGAUGAUGAGGAGGAAAGUGAAGAAGCCAAGAGGCUAAGAGAAGAACGCCUUGCCCAGUAUGAGUCAAAGAAAGCCAAAAAACCAGCACUUGUCGCCAAGUCUUCCAUCUUAUUAGACGUGAAACCUUGGGAUGAUGAGACCGAUAUGGCAAAACUAGAGGAGUGUGUCAGAAGCAUUCAAGCAGACGGCUUGGUCUGGGGCUCUUCUAAACUAGUUCCAGUUGGGUAUGGCAUUAAAAAACUUCAAAUACAGUGUGUAGUUGAAGACGACAAAGUUGGGACAGACAUGCUGGAGGAGCAGAUCACUGCUUUCGAUGAGUAUGUACAGUCUAUGGAUGUGGCUGCGUUCAACAAGAUCUAACAUCUAUCAUGGAUCAGUGCCCUUAAAUAAAAGUUUGAAAGAC
Molecule: messenger RNA, 814 nt
Organism: Dama dama (fallow deer)
Lineage: Eukaryota; Metazoa; Chordata; Mammalia; Artiodactyla; Cervidae
Gene: EEF1B2
Product: eukaryotic translation elongation factor 1 beta 2
Exons: 6
Coding region: 94-771 (225 amino acids)
Biological process (GO): translational elongation
Cellular component (GO): cytosol; eukaryotic translation elongation factor 1 complex
Molecular function (GO): translation elongation factor activity; guanyl-nucleotide exchange factor activity
Source: RefSeq, a predicted model, not a curated record